Molecule: messenger RNA, 2464 nt
Organism: Papaver somniferum (opium poppy)
Lineage: Eukaryota; Viridiplantae; Streptophyta; Magnoliopsida; Ranunculales; Papaveraceae
Exons: 6
Coding region: 629-2464 (611 amino acids)
Biological process (GO): DNA integration; protein phosphorylation
Molecular function (GO): protein kinase activity; nucleic acid binding; ATP binding
Source: RefSeq, a predicted model, not a curated record
GAAAAAAGAAAAACUCUGGUUGGAGUGUCAUAAGAAGUAGAAUCAGAACUGAAAAUUUACAGACUGAUCAAGAAGAAGAAAUCCAAAAUGGAAAUUUCAGUUACCAACAAAUUAAAGCUGCUACCAAAGAUUUCAGACCUGCAUACAAGAUUGGUGAAGGUGGUUUUGGAUCAGUUUAUAUGGGAGUUCUCACGGAUGGUAGGGCAAUCGCAGUGAAAGUCAUUUCUCCCAAGUUACUGCAAGGAAAGAAAGAAUUUCUAAAUGAAAUAAAUGCAAUGUCUACAUACAAACACCCAAAUAUUGUUCCAUUGCUUGGCCAUUGUGUUGCAGAGGAUAACAGAUUUGUAUUAGUAUACGACUACUAUGCUAAUGGAGAUUUAGACCAUGCAUUAUUUGGUAACAAAAAUCUUAAGAAGAGACUGGAUUGGGAAACCAGAGUUAAAAUCUGUAUCGGAAUAGCGAAAAGUCUUGUAUACUUACACGAAGGAGCACAAUUCAAAAUUGUGCAUAGAGAUAUUAAGCUUGCCAAUGUUUUAUUAGACGUGCAUUUUACUCCCAAGAUGGCAGAUUUUGGAUUGGCCAAGCUAUUGACAACCGAGAGGGUACUCACACUGGAGUAGCAGGAACCAUGGGAUAUAUUGCUCCCGAGUAUGUAAUUGAGGGUUAUUUAACUGAGAAAGCAGAUGUCUACAGUUUCGGAGUACUAGUACUUGAACUUAUGAGUGGAAGGCGUUGUGUAGACAAAUCAAAAGACUCGCCACCCCUUUUAGAAUUCGCCAAAGUUUUACAGAAGAAGCGAAAUCUUAUAUCAUUACUGGACCAAGACUUGACUAACAUUCCACGGAAUGAAGCUACCAUGGUGCUAGAUUUGGCAAUGUUAUGCACAUCUCACUCUCCAAAAGCAAGGCCUAAUAUAUCUGAUGUGGUGAAAAUUCUUGAAGGAAAGAAUGUUUUAAAUACUCCUCUGCAAGAAUUAGAUGACUUGGCAGGAGUCACUUCGGAUGAGAUGACCUUGAGUGAUUUCUCAUAUUACUACAUGGACAGCUGUAGAAAAGAAAUCGUAAAGGGCUCCAAUAUUGGUAAGAGAGCAGACUAUUCUAGGUCAUCAAUGAUGGGCACAAAUUUUCCAACAUCAGAGACACCAAUAUCUAAUGUCAAUGCAUCGUCAACUUCUACCACCUUAGAGAAGAAUAUCACUGAGAUGGCAGACGAAGCUGAGCUUGAGUAUAUUGAACCCCAACUUGAAGAAGGGAAGUAUCGUAUUGAAUGUUCAAAUGAAGAAUUCAAAAUUGGAUGUAACAAAUGGAAUAAUUCUCUAGUAGGAUAUCUUUUGAACGAGAAUGGUACAUUUGAUGAAGAGGUGGAUGAAGCUAUACUCCGAGAAAUGAUCCCUGCAGGAAAUGGGUAUUCAGUGUUCUGUAUCGGAAGUGGGCAUUAUCUAUUUCAGUUCAGUUGUGUUGAAGAUAAGAUUAGAGGGUUAGAAUCUUCGGGCCUUUUGCGUGUCGAGGGUAAACCAUUGGUUCUCAUUAAAUGGGAUUGGAAACUGACACUCAACAAAGCUGAAACCAUGAAGUCCAUUCCUUCAUGGGUGAAGAUUUACAAUUUACCUUUAUUCCUUUGGAAUUCAUCGUGUCUGAGUAAGGUCGUAAGUGCAUUCGGUAUUCCCAUAUGUGCUGAUCAGAAAACCAUAAAGCAACAACGGCUGGAUUAUGCGCGGGUUUACAUGAAAGUAGAUGCUAGAAAACCGUUGCUGGACAGUUUUCUUAUUUCAGUUAAAGGAGUUGAUUAUCUACUCAAAUUGGAAUACGAUUGGAAACCCCUAAGAGAUCCAUUUCCAGUUAACAAAGCAAGAAGAGUUGAACAACAGUUGGAGAUCAUUCAUAGUGACUUGUGUGGUCCUAUAGAAGUUACAUCACAUGGAGGUAAUAACUAUUUCAUAACUUUCGUUGAUGACUUUAGUAGGAAAGCAUGGGUAUAUUUGGUUAAACAAAAAGUGAUGCUUUUCAUGCUUUCAGAAGUUUCAAAGCUUAUGCUGAGAAACAAAUUGGUAACAGCAGGUACCUUAGGCAUAUUAGCGGGCCUCUUCCAUCUUAGUGUCCGCCGACUGACUUUUUCAAUCUUUUCGACCUUGGUUCAAAACAUCAAUAUAUUAAGAACUGAUAGAGGAACAAAAUACACUGUUGUUGAUAGUUUCAUGGAAGAACAUGGUAUUCUACAUCAAUUAUCAGCAAGAUAUACACCUCAACAGAAUGGUGUAGCAGAGAGAAAGAACAAAACUAUAAUGGAGAUGGCAAUAUCUAUAACAAGAACAAAAGGUUUACCAAAACAUUUAUGGGGUUAUGCAGUAGAUACAGCAGUAUAUUUACUUAAUAGAUGUCCUACAAAUAGUUUGAACAAUAUAACACGAGAAGAAGCUUGGAGAGGUGUAAAACCAAGUGUAAGACAUCUGAGAAUUUUUGGGUGA